AUGCCAACAUCUCUCUGUUUGACCCUCACAGAGUCCCCGCUGAAAGGAGAUGACAAUCAGCUAGAUCGAUCUUUUUCUGACUCGUCCUUGUUCAACCACUGGGGCCAGGAUCUGGGGCCAGAGAGCCGUAGAGCGGCCCUCAAGAUGUUUCAGUAUUAUGGUUACAACGGUUACCUCAGCGACCGCCUCUCCAUGGACAGACCCAUCCCAGACUACAGACCUGAAGGGUGCAAAAACAUGUCUUACCCGUCCAACCUUCCGCAGGUUAGUAUAGUCUUCAUCUUUGUGAACGAGGCGCUCUCAGUCAUUCUGCGCUCCAUCCAUUCGGUCAUGAACAGAACCCCGCGCCACCUGCUCAAAGAGAUCAUACUGGUAGAUGACAACAGCAAUAACGAUGAGUUAAAGGAGAAAUUACAAGACUUUGUCAAGGAGACCAACAUCAAGCAGCCCGGUUUCAUUAAAAUGGUGCGACACAGUAAGCAAGAGGGGCUGAUCCGCUCACGUGUGAGUGGCUGGAGAGCUGCGUCUGCCCCUGUGGUGGCCCUGUUUGACGCCCACGUAGAGUUCAACAUUGGCUGGGCUGAGCCUAUUCUCCAAAGGAUCAAAGAAGACAGAACCAGAAUUAUAUCUCCAUCUUUUGACAACAUCAAAUACGACACAUUUGAGAUUGAGGAGUACCCACUCUCCGCUCAGGGCUUUGACUGGGAACUGUGGUGCCGGUAUCUGAAUCCACCAAAAUCCUGGUGGAACUUGAACAACAGCUCUGCUCCAAUCAGGAGUCCAGCCCUGAUUGGCUGCUUUGUGGUGGACAGGGAGUACUUCGCAGAGAUUGGUCUGCUGGAUGAAGGGAUGGAGAUUUACGGAGGAGAGAAUGUGGAGCUGGGUGUGAGGGUGUGGCAGUGUGGAGGAAGUGUGGAGGUGUUGCCCUGUGCCCGUAUCGCCCAUAUUGAGCGCGCCCACAAACCCUACACUGAAGAUCUCACUGCCCAUGUGCGCAGAAAUGCUCUGAGAGUGGCUGAAGUGUGGAUGGAUGAGUUUAAAAGCCACGUCUACAUGGCCUGGAACAUUCCACAAGAGGACUCAGGGAUAGACAUCGGUGACAUCACGGAACGGAAAGCACUGAGGAAAAAACUGCAGUGCAAGACCUUCCGCUGGUACCUAGUGAACAUUUAUCCUGAGAUGAGGAUGUAUACAGACACCGUCGCAUAUGGAGUGCUGAGAAACUCUCUGAAGACUGACUUGUGUCUCGACCAAGGGCCAGACUCUGACAACAUUCCCAUCCUUUACCUUUGUCACGGGAUGACACCUCAGAAUGUAUACUACACCAGCACUCAGCAGUUAUUCGUGGGCAUCUUGAGCCCCACCGUUGACGAUGAUGACAACAAGUGCCUGGUGGAUGUGAACGGUCGGCCACGGCUCAUUGAGUGCAGCUAUGCUGUGGCUAAACGCAUGAAGCUCCACUGGCAUUUUACUCAGGGAGGCUCCAUCCAGAAUACAAAGUCAAAGCGAUGCCUUGAACUCUUGGAGAACAAUGACAAUGAGUUUGGAUAUCAGCUUAUGCUGCAAAAAUGCACUGGCCAGAACUGGAUUAUUACCAAUAUGCUGCCUGGUAGCACCUUAUGAUGUUAACGUCAAGACUGAAGAAUAUUUGCAUCUGGGUGGACUGCAGUGAAGAAUGAUGACAAGCUCAAGCACCUGGAUGUCUCUGACUUUGACAUUAUAUGAUAAAUGUUAAACAUUUUUCCUAGCUACUAUACGUGUGCAUACCGAUAAGCCACAUUUGGCAGAAAUUGCAUUGUGUAUUUAUGAGGUUCUACACUGUACUGAGAUGUAUUUUGUGCAAGGUAUACUUGGAUUUGUCUUGACUUGAAGGUUGUACCAGCUCAAAUGCACACAAUGAAGCCAUAAUUGCUACUAUGUAGUAAGGCUUUGGCAACGUUUUUGCUGUAUUUCUUUCUAGUGUCUCAGGUUUGUAGGUUGAGAUUAUUUUGAAAUAAUUCUGUACAUUUUUGGGACAUGCAAAUAUGUUGGAACACAUCUAGAUUCAAUCAACUUUAUCAAUUUUAUAUCUACAUGUAUAGUAAAUAUUCUCAGUAUUUAUAAUUAAUGGCAGUAAAAAGAACAAAUGCUAAGACGA
Molecule: messenger RNA, 2137 nt
Organism: Carassius auratus (goldfish)
Lineage: Eukaryota; Metazoa; Chordata; Actinopteri; Cypriniformes; Cyprinidae
Product: polypeptide N-acetylgalactosaminyltransferase 18-like
Exons: 10
Coding region: 1-1623 (540 amino acids)
Biological process (GO): protein O-linked glycosylation
Cellular component (GO): Golgi apparatus
Molecular function (GO): polypeptide N-acetylgalactosaminyltransferase activity
Source: RefSeq, a predicted model, not a curated record